AUGCCCGGAGGAAUCGGUAUGCUGGCGACUGUGUCGGGUCGACAUUGUAGUUACAUGCUCCUUAGACCACUCGCGGACCGUCGUUUUCAAGUGUCAAGGGUUUGUCGAGCAAUGACAGCCGUAACUACCCGUGACUGGUACGAGAUGCCCCGCGAAAGUACGGCCGCGACAUUGCCGCUGUUUGACAGCGGCGUGUUUAGGCAUACAUAUGCCCCCGAAGCAAGCGCAGUGUUUAGGGUGUGCGGGUGUUUGUCGAUCGACGCUGCCAAGUUGCCAUGCAACGUGUGGAGUCUCGCAUGGUUGGCCGAUGUGGGAGGCGAAAUGGGUGGUGUGCGGCGGACAGGCAAAAAGGAUUCUCUCUGCAGCAAAUACGGUGCUUGGACUACGGAAGUGGCGUCAGCAGGGAAGAAAUGGCGAACCAAGAACUGGAUCAAUGCGGAACAUGGCGAGGAUGGUGGUCAUCGGCGAUGUGGUGGUGGCCGUUUCGCACCACAUAUUAUGCGUUGCGCACGAAACCUUGGAGGUACACCAGGUGAAGGUGAAGUGGUGAAGUGCAAGUGUGGCUGGGGGGAAAUAGUGCGACGAGCAGAGGUGAGGCGUAGCAAAGACCAAAGAGCACGUUUCGCAUGGUGGCUCUACCAGAAUGCGCCUCAAGACAUCAAAAUGAAGCAAAACGUUUGCGGGCAAACAUGGUAG
Molecule: messenger RNA, 696 nt
Organism: Cordyceps militaris CM01
Lineage: Eukaryota; Fungi; Ascomycota; Sordariomycetes; Hypocreales; Cordycipitaceae
Exons: 7
Coding region: 1-696 (231 amino acids)
Source: RefSeq, a predicted model, not a curated record